AUGGUGUACAAUUACACGAAACCUCGGGGCCCAGUAGCUGCAAUGUAUAAUAGCCCCGGACCAUGUUACCAGCUCCCGCCAUUAGUGGGCUACCCUGACCAUGAUACACGUUCGACCCACGUUCGUGAACCUCAGUGGAGCCUGGGGAUAAAACAUAAACAGGAAACUGUUGAUAGCAGCCCUGGACCUUGUUAUAACCCUGAUUCUAAAAUACUUAACACUGGGAAGGCAUUUUCACCCCAGUUUUCUCUUUCAAGCAGACAGAAAGAAGCUGAGAAAUCAUUGACUCCAGGACCAGGAGCAUAUGUGCCUGAAAAAUGCGAUCCACAGGUGUUCCCAAAACAUCCAGCUUACUCGCUGAGUUCAAGACACAAGGGUCUGCGGUUUGACGACAUUCCGGGCCCGAAUAUAUACACUGUGGAUCCAAUGCUUGGCAGGACAGUUCGCAGCCAGAAACCAUCUGCACCAAGUUAUUCUAUUUCAGGACGGAGAAAGCGGUCUAUGUCAUGCGAAACUCCAGGGGCUGGCGCUUACAAAAUCACUGCAAUGAAUGUUUACAAAGAAGCUCCACCAGCUUAUUCUCUCUCAGCAAGAACCCAGUUGCCCCGAGAUGCUGGAAGAAAGCCAGGUCCUGGAGCGUAUUCACCAGAAACGACUUCCUGGAACACAUUUUGGUGUUUGGUGAUCGAACGUGCCCCCUACAAAUUAAUAUGCUUUAUGAGGGCACUGUAUGUGAACUCCUGUGCGCGCGCACGAAUACAUGACAAGCUUUCACCUGAGUCCACCAUGUCCAGCGAUGUAGGAAAAGGUUACCCUAUCUCACAUUUCGUCUUCAACUUUUUUAUUGAUAUGCUGCUUGAAACUUUUCUGUUUGCCUCUGAAACAUCGGAAGUCGAAAUGCUCCAUGGGCAUUUGCUUACAGAUAUUGAGUGUGCAGACGAUAUUGCUCUCCUUGGUUCAGAUCCUCCAAAAAUGCAGAGGAUUUUAAAUAACCCAAAUAACUCUGUUUUACGGUUUGGCAUGCGCUUCACGCCCGAAAAGCGUGAAGUGAUGUUACAUGAUUGGGUUGAAUCAAACCCAAACCUCACGAUCACAAGCGAGCCAAUGGACGUAGUACAUACAUUUGUUUGCCUGGGCAGUUUUACGGGCUCCGGUGGACUGACUGGAGAUGAGAAUACUUCUUAA
This is a messenger RNA of Opisthorchis viverrini, 1185 nucleotides long. RefSeq lists its product as hypothetical. NCBI's taxonomy places the organism in Eukaryota, Metazoa, Platyhelminthes, Trematoda, Opisthorchiida, Opisthorchiidae. Gene Ontology annotation, cellular component: cytoskeleton. The transcript is spliced from 4 exons. The record is from RefSeq and is a predicted model, not a curated record. Bases 1 to 1185 code for a protein of 394 amino acids.